Molecule: messenger RNA, 5237 nt
Organism: Mizuhopecten yessoensis (Yesso scallop)
Lineage: Eukaryota; Metazoa; Mollusca; Bivalvia; Pectinida; Pectinidae
Product: zinc finger protein 534-like
Exons: 10
Coding region: 79-2703 (874 amino acids)
Source: RefSeq, a predicted model, not a curated record
CGUAAAGAUGGCUGACCAUCGUCAGUAAGUAAGGGAGAAAAAACGACACAGAAAUUUAUUUCACUACGUUGAGAAAGGAUGGCGUCGUCUACCAAUGCUACUGACCCGGUGCAAGAAAAAAAUCCUGUUGGCAUGGUUACCCUUCCAAUAGUGGACACAGAAAAUGUUUCCUGGACUAGGUUACUGGACCAGCCAGGAAUAACUUUCCAGUCGAUCCCUGUCCUAGACCUAAAUGGCCAGCCGAUCACAGUGAAUGUCAACACCAUUGACAAUCACAUACAAGUGUCAGCAUCUGGUAUCACAAGACUGGCUUCCAGUGAUGUUACUGUCACGCACACAGAGGGACAAAACUCAGAUGUGAUGACCAAGAGCGGUAGUCAGGGUAACAGCUACUCUGUGCCUAGUAGCCAUCUGUCCUCAGUAUUUAGUGAGGGUAUGCAAGUGAGUAUUGUUUCCACUCAGGAUGGCCUUCCCUCGUCCUCCUGUAUGCUGGAAUUGAUGGAUGACUCUUAUCAACCUGGCAACGAGACAACAUUCACAAAUGUCGAGGAGGCCAGCAUUUUACCUAAGGAGCAUCUGCAACAACCUGGUGGCACAGGGUUGCCUAAAACAAGUUCGGAAGAGAUAUUUUCAAACAUCCAAGCUUUUCUGUCUGACUCAAUUCUCAAUGCCAUUCUCAGCAUAAAGUCCACAUUUUUGGAUGACCUCCAGAGUCGUAACAGCCUUAUCUGGCACAGAGAAGUCAACGCCUGGUGUGUGUCCGGCAAACUGUCAGAGCUCCUAGGCCUACAGUGUAAACUCCUAAACCUGCUCAAAGGAAGCAGAAAACAUGGUGGUGGUGGAGACGAAGAGACGUGUACAACCAGUGACAAAUGUGUACAGACUGAACCCACCAGUGCCUCGGACUUCUCUGCCAUGUGUGACAUCCUGGUCCCCACUGUAUCUGCAUAUGGGCGGGGCAUCAGGCAACCCGCAAGGUUUAAUCAGUACAGUUUUGUGGCAGAGGCUGAUGACAGCCAGGAGGAGGAGCGACCAAAGAGAUCACGCAGAAAGAGGAAGGUAUUGCAGCUCUUCAAACAUAUAAUGACUGAAAAUGGACAAAUUUCAGACAGUAAAGCACCCCAGUCUGUAACAAAUUCACAAUCGGCUACAGUAGAGAAGGUCAACUACUUCCUGUCUGGCAGUGAUAGUAAUGCCAACCAACAACCAGAUGAGGGGAAUAGAGAGUAUAGUGGAAAUCAAGGGGAAGCAGACAAGCAUGGCCAUGUGGCAGAAUACACAGGGAGUGAAAACCAACAGCCAACAGAUCAGAGAGAGGCUUCAAAUGAGGACAGCACAGACUACACAGAGUACACUGAUACGACAAGGAUUCCAAAGAAAAAGACCAGGAAAGACUAUGAAAAUUUAGCUCCUUUUAAAUAUUUUUGCAAGAUUUGUUCAUUUAAGUCCAAGCGAGAAAGUCACUUUGCAAAGCAUAUGAAACUUCAUACAAGCAACACUGAGAUGUUUGAAUGUAAACAGUGUGAUUUUAAGACCAUUCGCAGCAGUACACUUAAGUGCCAUGAGGUUUGUCAUAGUAAAUCUCUCUACAACUGCGAUCACUGCAAAUACCGCUCAACCAGCUCUGUCCUCCUCAGCAAGCAUAUCAAGGUCAAACACCAGCCUUCAGCCUCCGACAAAGGUCGUCAUCCCAGAAACCUACUGUACCUACGCUGUCAGCACUGUUCCUUCAAAACCAUCAAAGCACAAAAAUUUGCCCUGCAUUUAAAAAGUCACGGUGCAACAACACUAAUAUCUGAGGAGACCGCUAAGCUGUUACAGAAAGUGGAGGAGACGUCCACUGUUGAACUGCAGUGUAAUGAUUGUAACUACAAAACCAUGCGCAAGGAACACUUGGCACGUCACAGAAACAAUGUACACUCUGACCUUCGACCCUUUCUUUGUGACCUUUGUGGUUGUUCAUUCAAGCGUGCAGAUACCCUGACAGCACAUAAGGUCACUCAUAUUGACAAGAAGUACCGUGUGUAUCAGUACAAGUGUAAGGAGUGUGAAAAAGACUUCAGGUCACGGGCUCAUCUGUCAGAACACAUGGCCAUGCACUCCAGUUUGAGGAUGUAUUUAUGUGACAUUUGUGGUGUUGGCUUCAAGCGUAAGUCAUGUCAACAGAAACACAUGAAGUCCAUUCAUUUGAAUCCACGUUCCUUCCAGUGUAGAGAUUGCAACAAGAGCUUCAACACGAAGUACGCCCUUCUGCGCCACACCCGAACACAUGACACUGCACUGCCUAAUCAGAUACACACGGAGGAUCAGGUCUCACUCCAACAGAUUCAGAUCACUCAUACCUUCCAGUGUUCAGAGUGUGAGAAAACGUUCCACACUAAAUACACGUUAUUGAGACAUAUGCAGACCCAUGAUCCGACCAUACAGAUUCCCGAGGACCAAGAACAGGAGUCAUUACCUCAAAUUGAGGCACAGAUCGCUACAUUUGAGACACUAGAUGAACAAGCCUUAGACAGCCAGGCAUUGGAUGGUCAGGCACAGGAACUGAGCGUCCAGGACAUCAUCACGGGGGGUCAAGUUCUGGAGGAGUAUGACCAGAACAAUUUGAAUAGCAAUGAGACAGCCAUGGCUACAAUUUAUCUCACCAACCCACUGCCUCUCAAUUUAUCACCAGUAUUAUCUGAGCAGGGCACAUAUAAGUAGGACAUACCUGUGUAUCCAUCUAGUUAACCUUUCAAAUUUUUCAUGGGGAAGAAAUCCUUGUUAAGUUUGUCAGAAAGAACGUUACUUUUGUGACUUUCGGUAGAAACGAUUUUAUUUUGGUGUUCUGAUGCAGAGACUUUGACCUAUCAAUGUAUACAUGCAUGUAGUGUAAAUAGAUUCCUUAUUUACAGUAACUUAUUAGUAACUGCAUGGUUACUAAAGUGUAAAUAGAUUCCUUAUUUACAGUAACUUAUUAGUAAUUGCAUGGUUACUAAGAUCCAGCUACAUGUAGUUCGACGACCCUAGUAUCCUACACAUAAUGGAAAUGGAAAAGAAGCAUUCAAUCCAAAAAAAGUGUUAAUUGCCUCAGAGACAUUAAAUUUUGUUUAUCAUUCAUAUGAGCAAUAAAGAGUCAAUUUUGUUGAUAUAUCUCAGAAAUAUGCAUGUGCAUUGAUGAAUAUAUUAUAAACUACAGGGAAAAAAACAGCAUGAAAAGUUAUCUACUGUAUGAUUUCUUUCAUAUUUACUGUACCACUGCCAUAUAAAAAAUAAUACAGAUGAAAUUAUAAAAAAUAAUACAGAUGAAAUUAUAAAAAAUAAUGCAGAUGAAAUUAUAAAAAAAUAGUGACGUAAAAAAUCAACAGCAGUGUCCUGAGUUGUAAAAUGAAAUGGGCUAAAUCAGACCUCCUCUCAUUAUCCAAAACAAAAUGAAGGGUAGGUUACUGCAUGUACUUAAUAACUACAGUGGGAUUCGAUUCUCAAGUGUUACAGGUGCUGUGGGACUGGGGUCCAUCACAUCCAAAUGUACCAUAUGGAAUUUUGAUGCAUUAAAGACAAGAUAAGAUUUCUUAAGUAUUUCAUUACUAGCAUAAAUAUCCUUAAUUUGUCCCACAUCUUAAGAUAACUAUUUAUUACAUAAUGUACUUAUUGCUUUAAUUGCUUGUGAUAUGUUGAUAUUAUUUGAGUACCAUCUGUGCAUAAUGUUGUAUUUGCACUAAUUGUGUUCGCCUGUAAGGCUGAUGAAGUAUUGUAUUUAUAAAAAUUCUUACCCAGGUAUAUAAUGUUUUCAGGGAGUUUAAUCUGCCUGUUCAUAUUAUGAGAUCCAAUCUACAUAAUAAAAAUACACUUGGCACCAUUGAUUAUUGUUUAUUUACGGCUACAGAAGAUUGUCAGUAAUUAGGAAUCUUGCCCUGUUUAGCUGUGAAGUAAACUGUUUCUCUCAUUUUUGAACACGUAUGACGGACCUCUCCAAGUCUAGUGUAAGAAAGGAAGUGUAGAAAUUGUUAUCUAACACCCUUUUUCAUGUGCAUGACAUUGCAAUGGGAUUACACUGAUGUGACGUCACAAAUUAGGAACAUUGCAAAACUUGGAUGUGGAAAUUGUGAAGUCUUUUCAAGGUUUCUGAGCUAAUUCUUGUGAUUGGAACGAGAGCUAAAUACUCUUUUUUAUAACUGCAGGAUAGAGAAAUGCCACUAUUAAAAUUUUAAGAUUGAUGCAAAAACAUCGGCAAGCCUGUGUUUUUUUUUACCAAAUUUGGAAGCCUUUAGGUUGGAAUUUCCCUAUGCUUUACCCCUGGGCAUGAAAAAGUCUUAUAGUACGUACUAGUGUAUAGUUACUAUUGAAGUUUGUAUGUCUUACAGCUAGGGACAGCUAAGAUCACAGGUGAUAAAUAGUGAAAGUUGUGGCCUUGCCCUGUUGCAAUGCUUUUUAAAAAAUAGCACAAUCCAAUUUUGUUUUUCAAAUUAUGUUAAAUCUGGGACAACGUUAACGCGUUUUUAUAAUUUGUUUCAAGCUUCAUUAAAGUUCUUCUAAGUCAACGAUCAAUUUUGUUUUUAUAUGGAGUGUAAGCAAUGUGCUAAACCAUAUUUUCAUAUUGUAUUGGCCAAAAACAGCUUAAUUGGACUUUGUUAAACUUUUUGGACAAGUUUGCAUGUGCCGUGUUGGAUUGGUCACCACCAUCAAUACGCUGUUGACUAUUUCACGUUGUCUGGUCAUCUCUUCUUUUGAAAUGUACAACAUGUUAGGGUACCCUAAAACCUGGUUAUAUUGCCAUCAAUUGUUUAAAAAAAAUAUUGGCAUUAUAAAGGGGUUUGGCAAUAAAUUGAGGGAAAGGUAUUGAGGAAUUCUCAAGAAAACAUAAUUAAGGGAUCUGAAAAUAAUUUUGCGGUAAGCGAGGUGGCAAAUGCAAUGACUGGUAUUAUAUCAAGGUUUUACUGUACAUGUGUUUCUAUUAAUAUUUGCUUUCUUACAACAUAUAUCACCACUAGGUGAGGUAUGCUGUUCUCCAGCUUGUGUAUCAUUACAGACAGUCAAUAUGAUAAUGACUACAGAAAGUGUACCCUAUUGCAAUGUAACGGGAAGCUAUUAAACAGGAACGGUAUUUAUUUUAGAAGGUUGGUUAUUUUCCACUUAAGACUUUUUGCACUUGUGAGGUCACUUUCUCAUUUGUAGGUAAACAAAAUUUGUCAAAUCCUUAACUAACAUUGUAAUACGACUGUGGAGUGUGGGAUUAAACCGUCAAAGGUAAAAUCUUG